Molecule: messenger RNA, 1665 nt
Organism: Psylliodes chrysocephalus
Lineage: Eukaryota; Metazoa; Arthropoda; Insecta; Coleoptera; Chrysomelidae
Source: the annotation of a GenBank genome assembly
CAGCUGUCAGUUAGAGUUUCCAUUUUUGGUUUUUGUGUUGAAGUUCCGCAAAAGUUUGUAAAAUCAAAGAAAAUGGCUAUUAGUUUAUUGAAUCCAAAAGCCGAGGUUGCUAGGGCUGCCCAAGCUUUAGCUGUUAAUAUUACUGCGGCAAAAGGGAUUUCAGAUGUUAUGAAAUCGAACUUGGGUCCUAAGGGUACAAUGAAAAUGUUGGUCUCUGGUGCCGGUGACAUCAAAAUUACCAAAGAUGGAAAUGUACUCUUACAUGAAAUGCAGAUUCAACAUCCUACUGCAUCUUUAAUCGCCCGUGCUUCUACUGCCCAAGAUGAUAUGACUGGUGAUGGGACUACAUCUACAGUUUUAGUUAUAGGAGAGCUUCUCAAACAAGCAGAUAUAUACAUAGCCGAAGGUCUGCACCCAAGAAUACUUACUGAAGGAUUCGACAAAGCCAGAGUAAAAGCUUUAGAAGUUCUGGAGAAAAUAAAGAUUCCCGUGGAGAUUAAUAAGGAAAUAUUAACUGAUGUUUGUAAGACAAGUUUGAGAACUAAGUUGCAUCAAAAUUUGGCUGAUCUCCUCACAGAUGUUUGUGUGGAUGCAGUUUUGGCUAUCAGACAGCCUGACAAACCCGUUGAUCUACACAUGAUUGAACUGAUGGAAAUGCAACAUAAGACAGAAACAGAUACCCAAUUGGUUAAAGGUUUGGUCCUCGAUCACGGUUCUCGUCACCCCGAUAUGCCGAAAAGUCUGAAGAAUUGUUACAUACUGACGUGCAACGUUAGCAUGGAAUACGAAAAAAGCGAAGUCAAUUCGGGUUUCUUCUACAAAACCGCAGAAGAGAGAGAAAAGUUGGUUUCGGCCGAACGAGAAUUUAUCGAACAAAGGGUUAAGAAAGUUGUCGAAUUGAAGAAAUCUCUUUGCAACGGUACAGAUAAGACGUUCGUUGUCAUUAAUCAAAAAGGCAUUGACCCCAUGAGCUUGGACAUGCUCGCCAAGGAAGGAAUAAUCGCUCUUAGAAGAGCUAAAAGACGUAACAUGGAGCGCUUGGCUUUGGCGUGCGGCGGUAUAGCCAUGAACAGUUUCGAUGAUUUACAGGAAUCUCAUCUCGGACGUGCCGGACACGUUUAUGAACACGUUUUGGGCGAGAACAAAUACACGUUCGUCGAGGAUUGCAAAGUGCCCCAGUCGGUUACUAUUUUGAUGAAAGGACCCAACAAGCACACACUGCUGCAGAUCAAGGACGCCGUUAGGGACGGAUUGAGGGCCAUCAACAAUACUAUCGAAGAUAAAGCGGUUAUUCCAGGUGGUGGUGCCUUCGAAGUGACUGCCAACAAGGAACUGUUGGCCUACAAAGACGAGAUCAAAGGCAAAGCUCGUCUGGGCGUGGCAGCUUAUGCCGAAGCUCUUUUGGUGAUUCCAAAAACGUUGGCUGUUAAUUCCGGUUUCGAUGCACAGGACACCAUCGUUAAGCUCCAGGAAGAGGCACGUUUGAAUCCGGAACCGAUCGGUUUGGAUUUAACGUCCGGGGAACCCAUCAACCCCAAAGAUUCUGGCAUUUAUGACAACUACGUGGUCAAGAAGCAAAUUAUGAAUUCGUGUUCGAUCAUAGCCAGCAACCUGUUACUCGUCGACGAGAUUAUGAGGGCGGGAAUGAGUAGCUUGAAGGGUUAA